AUGGCGUCAUCACUUGCCUCAUCCGUAUCUUCCCUCCAAUCAUCUCUACAACUCCUUGACAACUCCAUCACCACCCUUGAUGAAGGAGUUAGCGAUUUCCCCCGCUUAUGCAAAGUCCUCCAAACAACACGACACUUUGAGCUCCUACCAGAACCAACCCUGCGAGAAGCGCAGCAAUCUCUCCUAGACGAAAUCACACCCAGCAUCGCCCACCUUCUCUCCCUCGCCUCAAAUCAUGUCGAGAAGCUAGCUCGUCGCGAGCAAGGUCUGAAAGCCAAAUGUGACCUUCAAGAAGGUCGCCUUUCUUCAAAUUCGGAAAACCGAGCCUCGGCGAUUCGCACCCAGUCCCAGAGCAGCGCGGCAAUGCGGGGUCGUCUGACGGCGUCAACGGGAAAUGCGGCAUCCAAGGCGGCGGAGCUACGACGGCUGGUCCAGAAGAAGGAGCGACUCAAGUAUGUUGUCGAUCGCCUGGAGUUGCAGAGUACCCAGCGAGAAAGGCAGUUAAGGAAGAGUAUGGCUGCGCAGUGA
This is a messenger RNA of Penicillium odoratum, 528 nucleotides long. Its product is annotated as DASH complex subunit SPC19. Gene Ontology annotation, cellular component: DASH complex; spindle microtubule. The record is from RefSeq and is a predicted model, not a curated record. Gene Ontology annotation, biological process: attachment of spindle microtubules to kinetochore. The coding region runs from base 1 to 528 and encodes 175 amino acids. NCBI's taxonomy places the organism in Eukaryota, Fungi, Ascomycota, Eurotiomycetes, Eurotiales, Aspergillaceae. The transcript is spliced from 2 exons.